UUAUGCAUGUCUAUUUAGAACGAGUAUUGUGUUUGAUACCAAGCGGAGCGGGCGUGCAUCUCGGCCUAAUAAACGAGUGCCUUAGAAUUUCGCGAAAUGCCAACCUGCGAGGUUUGCCAACAACCAGCAAACCAGAUCUGUGGUGGUUGCAAGCUGGUCUAUUACUGCUCCAGACCCCAUCAGAAACUAGGAUGGCGGGAAGGACACAAGUUCAAAUGCUGUGCUUUCAAGAUCCAGUAUUCAGACACGUUGGGACGCCACAUGGUAGCAACAAGAGAUAUACAACAAGGUGAAAUGAUCAUCAAAGAGAAACCAGCUGUGAUUGGACCGAGGAUCACAUGCCCGACCGUAUGUUUAACGUGUGGUAAAAGUCUGGAUCCAAAGGAAUUCCACAGUAAUUGGGAUUAUUAUAAGUGUUCCAAGUGCAACUGGCCAAUGUGUGGUCCCGAGUGCGAAGCAGCUGAAGUUCACAAACCGGAGUGCAAAGCUAUGACAGACAGGAAAUAUAAAUGUGAUAUUAAAUACCAGGGCCCUAACAAAGUUCAAGCGGCCUACUGUGUUAUAUCGCCACUCAGAGUUUUGUUGAUGAGUACCUCUAACCCACUUCAGUACGAGAACAUAAUGCAUCUUGAGUCCCAUUUGGAAGAUAGGAUAAACACCCCUCUGUAUACGAUUUUAAAGGCUAAUUUAGUGACGUUCGUAGUACAAGUGCUUGGACUGCCAUUCGACGAAGAAACUAUAUUGAAGGUCGCAUCUAUAUUUGACACGAACUCCUUUGAUGUACGGUCGCCAGAUGGGUCUAGGCGAUUGCGAGCUAUUUAUUUGACGGCUUCAAUGAUGGAUCAUAGCUGCAAGCCUAAUACGAAGCACAUAUUUUUGGGCGAUGAUUUCCACAUGGCGGUAAUAGCUACGGUACCGAUAUCGAAGGGCGAUUUGAUAACGGCGACGUAUACUCAAUCAUUAUGGGGGACCUUGGAUAGACGAAAGCAUUUACAGACGAGUAAAUUGUUUGACUGUGAAUGUGAAAGAUGUAAGGAUCCAACAGAGCUGGGUACUCACUUGGGGAACAUAUACUGUUCCGUAUGCAACAAUCCUUUUGGUCCCAAUACUGAAUGGCGAGGCGCUAUGAUUGUUUCAACAAAUCCGCUGGACGAAAACGCACCAUGGAAAUGUGAAAAAUGCGAACACUUUAUUUUAAGCAAGCAGAUGGUUUGGGGCAACAACGCUCUGAAACAAGAUCUUCAGAAAUUGAACAAGACUGUUCCUAAUGAGUUUGAAGAGUUCAUUGAGAAAUAUAGUCAGACACUUCAUCCUACCAAUCAUUUAGUAGUGCAAGCCAAGUUGGCAUUAGUACAAAUAUAUGGGAACUAUAAAGGAUAUAGUUUAACAGAACUGCCCAACGCUCUCCUGCAAAGAAAGCUGGACCUCUGCCACGAGUUGUUGGAAAUAGCUGAUAAACUGGAGCCAGGCUGGUCCAAGUUCAGAGGAACUUUGCUCUUGGAAUUACAGGGUGCUAUGACCAUGAAGACCAAAAGGGAAUUUGAAACUGGCAAGAUCACAAAGGCUGCUGCUCAAGAUGAGCUGAUGGAGAGUCUAACAUUACUUCAAGAGGCAACAAAUAUACUGAGGAUAGAACCCAGCAUGAAAGAUAAUCUGGAAUUAAAGAUAACCGAACUGACGCAACUUCUAGAUGCGACGGCUCCGGAAACUUAAGUCAUACUCAUCAUCAUCUGUCACCAGUGUUUUAUAUGGAGCGACUGUCAUCUCAAGUUCUCCAGUUACCUGGGCAACCCGAUAUUUCCUGAUAAGGCUGAGGACAACCCGUAACGAUUGCCCAAAAGUUGAUCAAAUGAUAGUUGGGAUUCACCAUGGCAACUGAUUCAUGGACCGACUGCACCAAGGGUUGAUCCUUGUGUGUGAGUGAUUGCGGCUGUUACGUUGCCACGAGCUCUUCGGACUUAAAAAUAAUAAACUUCGUUUUACCUAAUAUAACCUAAUGAAUUUACUUACAAACAAGGAAAUGUAUUCUUAAAUGUACGUAUUUAUUUUCAAUAAGAUUUAUAGUAAUGUUAAGGAGGUGUAUGGAAAAUAAAUAAAAUUGCGAAA
Helicoverpa armigera (cotton bollworm) is the source of this 2106-nucleotide messenger RNA. Its product is annotated as SET domain-containing protein SmydA-8. NCBI's taxonomy places the organism in Eukaryota, Metazoa, Arthropoda, Insecta, Lepidoptera, Noctuidae. The record is from RefSeq and is a predicted model, not a curated record. The transcript is spliced from 3 exons. Bases 97 to 1713 code for a protein of 538 amino acids. Gene Ontology annotation, molecular function: protein binding.